CAUCGUAGGGGUAUGGGAAGCAACUAUGGAAGCGUACGCUAUGCUAUCCAAGUGAUCAAGUACACACAGUCCGUUAGAAUCAGACGUUGUCUAAUCAGAGACGGGACUGAGGAACGUUUUCUUUGCAUUAUGUUUUGCUCCCCUGGCUUUUGUUGUUGA
Messenger RNA from Periconia digitata, 159 nucleotides. The record is from the annotation of a GenBank genome assembly. NCBI's taxonomy places the organism in Eukaryota, Fungi, Ascomycota, Dothideomycetes, Pleosporales, Periconiaceae.